Molecule: messenger RNA, 495 nt
Organism: Staurois parvus
Lineage: Eukaryota; Metazoa; Chordata; Amphibia; Anura; Ranidae
Source: the annotation of a GenBank genome assembly
AUGUACAUACACAGAAAUACACAGACACAUGUACAUACUUAGACACAUGUACACAGACACAUGUACAUACAUACACACAAAAACACACACAUGUACAUGCACACACACACACACUUGAACACACAUACAUACAUGUACAUACACGCAGACACAUGUACAAUUGUACAUGCAUACACAGACACACACACAUGUACACUUACACAUACACCCCUACUCCCCCAUAAAAAGUUACAGUACUUCGUUGUUCACUCACAGAUCCGGGUACUACACUCUAGGGGGAGGCAGAGAGCACAGCACACACUCCUUGCUUUGCUUUCACUGCGCUCAGCUAUUGAGCAGUCUGACGGCUCCCAGUGCCAAUGACAGAUCCGGUCUGAGCUCCGAGUCUGCUCAGCAAGAUGGUCCGGGGGACACACUCGCCCCCACCAUAAUUUCCAAUCGCCAUUGGUGAGCAGGCGAGUGGAAAUUUCAAGCCCCGCUCUACACUGCAUAUGU